UGCGGGUGGGGGGGAUCCCGGGCACCGGUGGGAAACCGAGGGGGGGCGGGAGCCGGUGGCGGCAGGUGGAUUUCAACACCGGGGUGGGGCCGGGCCCCCGUGGGGUUUGUGCGGCUCCGGUGAGUCACGGCUGCGCUGCGGAGAGCAGUGGGUGCCCGGGGGCUGGGGUGCGUGGCCGGGGGCGAAAGCAGCCCCGUGCCCGGCUUCAAAGCGCUGCCGGCGGCCGAGCCCCAAGGCUCCCUGCCCUGUCCCGCUGCCAUCUGGCCCGGAGCUGUGUGCCCCCCCCCCGGCUGCGUUCCGCCCCCACAGCAGCGCAUGGGCUCGUGGGUGCCGUGUCCCUGUGCUGUAGGGUGAGGCUUUGGGGCUCGGCCGGGCGGUGGGGCAGCGUUUAGGGCACAGCACCCCGCGUGUUUGGGGGACACGCGGCAGGGAGGUGACGAGGCAAAGCCCCGUGGCUUCCUCAGCUUUGGGAAUUCGGGACCAGGUCUGUGGGAACGGCGCCUGGGGACCGGUGAGGUGCUGCUAGCCGGUACCGUCCAGGUGUCACACCGGGAUGCGUGGUGGGAAAUGCCCUCCGUGGGGUGAUGGGUGCUGGGGACACCGCCUCGAUGGGGAUGGCACCCAUGGCACAGCGUGAUCCAUGCACGGGAACUGCCGCCUGCCUCAACUUCCCUCUGUGUGAAGACGGGAAUCGGGGCCACCACCGGCGUCACCCGCACACGUGGCCAUGGGGACACAGCGGGGGGCGAGAGGGGGGAAGGGGCCCGCGGGGACUCAAGGUACGUCCCCUUCUGUUCUCACCGCUCUUCUCUCCCCCAUCGCCCCCCCUCCCCCGGCCCUGCAGGUCUGUCUGCGCCUCCGCCCGCGCCGCCGUCCGGCAAUGCUCACGGCUGUCUGCGGCUCUCUUGGGAACCAGUCCUCCGACGCGCCCCGCGCCUCGCCGACCCCCCUGGACCUGCAGCCGCUGCAGCCCUUCCAGCCCCCCCCACCGGGCGCCGACUUCGCCUCUCCGCUGCCUCCCCCGGAGUUGCCGCUGCCGGGCCCCGACGUCGCCUUCGCCGCUCCCGGCGCCUACGACCCCCAUGGCCCCCCGCGGAUAGAGCUGCCCCCCGACGGCCCCGCCGCCCCCGGUUCCUACGCCAAGCUGCUGCAGGCGGCCCCCCCGGACAUGGCGCACCCCUACGAGCCCUGGUUUCGGCCCCCCCACCCCGCUCCCUCCGGAGAGGAGGGGGGGGUCAACUGGUGGGACCUCCACGCCGGGGCCAGUUGGAUGGAGCUGCCCCACACGCAGGGGGGUCUCCAGGUGCCCGCGCCCCCCGGCCUGCAGCCGCCCCUGGGGGGGUACGGAGGGGGCGAAGCGCAGCUCUGCGCUCCCCCCGCCCAUCUGCUGCCCCCUGCCCAGCACCUGCUGGGGCCGGAGGGGGCGAAGGCGUUGGAGGGGCCCCCCCAGCCCGAAGCGGAGGGAGGCGGGCGGGCCAAGGGGGGCCGCCGGGCGGUGCCGCGGGGCGGGGGGCAGGCGGCGUGCCGUUGUCCCAACUGCCAGGAGGCGGAGAGGGGGGGGCCGUGCCCCGAAGGCUCCAAGCGCAAACACCUGCACAACUGCCACAUCCCGGGCUGCGGCAAAGCGUACGCCAAGACCUCGCACCUGAAAGCGCACCUGCGCUGGCACAGCGGCGACCGCCCCUUCGUCUGCAACUGGCUGUUCUGCGGGAAGCGCUUCACCCGCUCCGACGAGCUGCAGCGGCACCUCCAGACCCACACGGGCACCAAGAAGUUCACCUGCCCCGUCUGCGGCCGCGUCUUCAUGCGCAGCGACCACCUGGGCAAACACAUGAAGACCCACGACGGCGGCAAGGAGGGCGGAGAGCCCGACGUCAAGGGGAGCAACGAGCCGCCGGGGGGCAAAGGGGGCAAACGGGAGCCCGAGGGGGGCACGGCCGCCCCCACAAACUGAGCGGGUGCCGCGGAUGGCGG
This is a messenger RNA of Phasianus colchicus (ring-necked pheasant), 1974 nucleotides long. Lineage: Eukaryota; Metazoa; Chordata; Aves; Galliformes; Phasianidae. The record is from RefSeq and is a predicted model, not a curated record.